Molecule: messenger RNA, 804 nt
Organism: Caenorhabditis sp. 36 PRJEB53466
Lineage: Eukaryota; Metazoa; Nematoda; Chromadorea; Rhabditida; Rhabditidae
Source: the annotation of a GenBank genome assembly
AUGCCGCGUUCGCCGUAAGUUUUUGAUCUAGCAUUGUUCAGCAAAUGAAUUUCUUUAUUUUCAGCUCCAGAAAUGAUCGAGAUCGACGAGAUCGCGACCGGGAUCGUCUUCACUCCUCAAAAGAUCAUUCCAGCGUAAAUAACCAUUUUGUCUCAAUUUUUCAGCCCAAAAUAAAUUUUCCAGGACGUCGCAAAGAUGAAGGAAAAGAUGAGAAAUAAUUUGGAGUCGGCCAGAAGUUCCUCGCAAUUUUCUGCGAAAAAAACUGAAAAAUCCGAAACUCUCUCCGCGGAAGAGCAUUUGGCGCGCACAAAAGUCAUCGAACAGAUCGAGGAGGGCGCGUUUCAGCCGGGAAGUUUCAGAAGUGGAAGUGCCGCCAAAAAAGUACGCACUUUCCCGAAAAUUCUGCGACGAAUUAAUUUUUAGGACCAAAAGGCGAAACAAGAGACUUCUCACGAUGCGGCCAUCUUCGGACCCGCCUGGAAAUCGGCCGAGCAGCGAAAAGUCAUUGAAAAGGUUUAAAACUAAAGAAUUGCUUCGAUUAUUUCAACAGAAAACAUUUCAGAAAGAGUCAAACGUGGCCACCAUCAGUUUGCCGUCGGCUCCGACGCCGCCGAUGAAUGCGAUGGCUCCGAUGGUACCGAGCUAUGUGAGCUUUUAAGAAAUUUUCAUAAAAAUCAGUUUUACACUCAAUUUCAUUUAAAAAAAAAGGUUCAGAUGCACUCUGAAAACGCUGAGUUGCGAAAGGCCGACUGGAAAGUGUAUUGGACGAGUUUGCGGAACGAACUUUUGCAGCAAGGAUACUGA